AUGAAACAAACUUAUUCCAAUAUUCAAUGGAUUCAUUCAAUAUAUAAUAAUAAAUCAUUAAUUAAAAAUGAUUCAAAUUUAACCAAUCAUUAUUCAAGAUCCUAUCAUCAUUUAUCAUUAAUCAAUAACAAUAAUUCAUUCAAUACAAUUCAAUCAUUAGAUACAAAUUUAAAUUUUAAUUGGGAAUCUAAUUUAAAUCGUAUUACAACAGAUUGGGCUGAAAAACGUUUAAUUAAAGAUUUAUUAUAUGAUUAUGAAAAACAAUCUAGACCAGUUGUAGAUGGUUUAACACCAAGAGUUUAUGUAACACCAAUACAAAUUACACAACAAAUUACUGUAGAAUUUGGUUUAGAAUUGUUACAAAUAUUAGAUUUAGAUGAAAUGGAUCAAAUUUUAACAACAAGUGUUCGUUCAUUAUAUAAAUGGAUAGAUCACAAUUUAAUAUGGAAUCCAAAUGAAUACGGUGGUAUUGAUUCAGUGACUAUACCUGUGGAAUACUUGUGGAUACCCGACAUUUCACUUUAUAAUUAUGCAGAUGAAAGACUCAAUGAAAGAAGACCAUGUGAUGCAAGGAUUUUUUCUGAUGGAAGUGUACUUUGGAAUCCAAUGGGUAUAUUUAAAAGUACAUGUUCUGUUGAUAUUAAAUAUUUUCCAUUUGAUCGACAAAAAUGUGUUCUGAAAUUUGGACCGUGGAGCUAUGACGGAUUUCGUGUUAAUAUUUCAUUUUAUGAUGGUGAAAGAAAUUUUCGUCUACUUAAUUAUAUUACUAAUCCUGAAUGGAAUUUAUUAAAUUCAAGUGCUGUAUUCACAGAAAUCUCUUAUCCUUGUUGUCCAGAAAAAUAUCCUGAUAUAACAUUUCAUGUAUGGAUUAAAAGAAAAUCUGCAUUUUAUACAUAUAUCUUAAUAAUACCAAGUAUUUUAUUAUCAUCGCUUACAUCAGUAAUUUUUUGGCUUCCACCACAUUCACCGGCAAAAAUUGUUUUAGCAAUGAAUGUAUUUGUUGCGUUUCUUCUACUUCAUCUCUUAUUGGAAGAUACAACUCCAGCAGCUGCAAGUAACUUCCCACUACUUGGCGCAUAUUAUUGUUUCAAUAUGGGUGUUAUUACAGUUUCAAUGUUUUUAUGCUGUAUAACAGUUAAUAUACAUUUUCGAACAGCUGAAACUGAACAACCGUCUAAAUGGUUAAGAAAAGUUGUAAGCAGCUGAUGAGAACCUAGC
This is a messenger RNA of Schistosoma haematobium, 1218 nucleotides long. It is a transcript of the gene CHRNA1, whose product is annotated as Acetylcholine receptor subunit alpha, variant 2. NCBI's taxonomy places the organism in Eukaryota, Metazoa, Platyhelminthes, Trematoda, Strigeidida, Schistosomatidae. Gene Ontology annotation, cellular component: synapse; postsynaptic membrane; neuron projection. Bases 1 to 1206 code for a protein of 401 amino acids. The record is from RefSeq and is a predicted model, not a curated record. The transcript has 7 exons. Gene Ontology annotation, molecular function: transmembrane signaling receptor activity; acetylcholine-gated monoatomic cation-selective channel activity. Gene Ontology annotation, biological process: monoatomic ion transmembrane transport; chemical synaptic transmission; nervous system process.